AGGGAGUUGUGUGCAACACUUCUCAUCCGUCACAGCUGGUGGAUUUAUCAAGAGUCCAUUUGGAUGCAGACAAAUAAAUGAGAUUUUAAAAAAGGCCAAAAGAACCAAACGGGCUCAACACCAGCUGUAGUCACAUGACCUGAUCAGCUGUUACACCUGAAGGAGCUUCCUUCCCCUCUAGAAGGAGACGCGUGGUUCUCCUGCUUCACAUAAUGAAGCCGUCGUCCUGCAUGAGGACCGCUGGUCGUUUGAGACGAGAGGACGAAUGUCGGAGUGAGAGAGGAUUAAAGAGAUUAACCCUGCAGGUCAAAGGUCAAAUGGCCUGAAGUUUGGAGGACACGUCUGAGGAGAGCUCUCUCUCGGAUUUCCCGGCAGCAGCGAUGCGAUUGGUCGGCGUGGCCGAGGGGCGGAGCCGCAGGGCGGCCGAGGAGGCCGAGAAGGAGCGGCCGGCGGCCCCCUCGCAUCGCUCCAACCACCAGUUUGCCAGCAUGAAGAACAAGUUCUACAAUGAGCACACACACCUGCCAAAUCAUAAACUCAGGAUGCCCAUGUGGGAGGUGGGCGGCAUCGUGUUCGUGGUCCUCGCCCUCGUCGCCUGCAUGACGUUCUGCAUCUACAAGAAGUGCUGCAACAAGACCAAGAAGCCCAAGAAGGUCCGCGAGAAGAAGGGAGGACGAGGGCGCAGGAAGAAGGAUAAGGAUGGAGAGGAAGGAGACGAGAAGUUGAAAGGGGGAGAGGAGGGAAAGGAAGACGAGGAGAAGGAGAGCUUUGGCAAACUGGAGUACUCGCUGGACUAUAACUUCAAUGACAACCAGCUGAUCGUCGGCAUCCUCCAGGCUCAGGACCUGGCGGCCAUGGACAUGGGCGGCACCUCGGACCCCUACGUCAAGGUCUACAUGCUGCCGGACAAGAAGAAGAAGUUCGAGACCAAAAUCCAGCGCAAGAACCUUUGUCCCGUCUUCAAUGAGACCUUCACCUUUAAGAUUCCCUACAGUGAGUUGGGCGGUCAGACGUUGGUGCUGCAGGUGUUCGACUUUGACCGUUUCGGUAAACACGACGUCAUCGGCGAGAUCAAGAUCCCCAUGAAGAGCAUCGACCUCGCCCAGCCGAUACAGGAGUGGAAGGAUCUGGUUGGAGGAGUGAAAGAGGAGCAAGAGAAGCUCGGUGACGUCUGCAUCUCGCUCCGUUACGUCCCCACGGCGGGGAAACUGACCAUCAACAUCAUGGAGGCCAAGAACCUGAAGAAGAUGGAUGUGGGAGGACUGUCAGACCCCUUUGUGAAGGUGGUGCUGCAGCACAACGGGAAGCGGCUGAAGAAGAAGAAGACCACGAUCAAGCAGAACACGCUGAACCCGUACUUCAACGAGAGCUUCAGCUUCGAGAUCCCCUUCUCCCAGAUCCAGAAAGUCCAGGUGGUGUUCACGGUGUACGACUACGACAAGCUGGGCAGCAACGACACCAUCGGCAAGUGCUGGAUGGGCUACGGCGCCUCGGGCGUCGGGCUGCGCCACUGGUCCGACAUGCUGGCCAACCCCCGGCGCCCGGUGGCCCAGUGGCACGUCCUGCAGACGGAGGAGGACGUGGACGCUGCGCUGAAGGCCCCCGUCCGCUGAACACACACACACACACACACACACGUGUAUAUACUCCAUCAUCUGCUCACGAGGGGUUAACCUUUCUAGUGUUUGAUGACAUCACCUCUCACCACAAUCGUAAUCUUAAAUGUGCUUCACUUUCUUUCUUUUUUUCUUUUGGGAAAUUUCCUCCGGGGUUCUCUUUAAAUAACUAAAUGUGUGCUUUUUAUUUAUUUAUUUAUUUAUUAUAUUUUGAAUACAUGCACACUGACACAUGAUGGCUACUUGAAACAUUGACUUAUAGUUAAAAAUACUCAACUAUUAAUAUAUCAAAAGGUUCUCCAGCAAUCUAGUUGUUUUCCAUGGCAUAAAGUCGGGAGACUCACGAGAGACAGAUACCAAAAACAAGAGAAGUCCAAAUGGAGGGAGGACGUCUUGGGUACACUACACCUCCCACAAUGCAACUUGAUUGUCUUUAUCCUUUAGACUCAGUGUCCCUCGUUCAUAUCACAAGAACACAUGAUGUGUAAACAUGAUGGAGCUCCCCUUUGAUAAUAAUGAUGAUUAUUAUGAUGAUUCACUAUCUUUAGUUAUCUGAGCGACAUCGGCUGUAACCAACGGCUGUCUCUAGGUUUUACUUCUUCUUUCAGUUCCCUCUUCCUCUUGUCUUCCUCUUGUCUUCCUCUUGUGUUCUUCUUGUUUUCCUUGAUGGAUUUCUUAUCUUCCAAAACAUCUGAACUUUAUUGUUUUCCCGUGUAACAUAUUCUACUUAUAGUCACGUGUUUCUACUGAUGGUCCGUCUCUCUGUCUGUGCUGCGUUUGAAUGAGUGGAGAUCCUGUGUGUGUCUGUGUGUGUGUGUGUGUAUGUUUGUGUGUGUGUGUUUGUGUGUGUGUGUCUGUGUGUAUGUGCUUGUGUGUCUGUGUGUGUGUGUUUGUGUGUAUGUGUGUGUGUGUGUUUGUGUCUGUGUCUCUGUCUGUCUGUGUGUGUCUGGUUGUCUCUCUGGUUGUGUGUGUGUGUGUGUGUGUGUGUGUAUCUGUGUGUGUGUUGCUUAUCAUAAAAACACAAAUGGAAUACUUUUUUUCGACUCACAAUGUGAUUGUAAACAAAUCGCUGGACCAAUAAAGCUUUCCCACGCUGACACUGGGAUGAAGUCACGUGACGACGUGACUCCCUCUGAUGUAAAAGAAAUUAUAAACCGUGGGGUCCAAAUGAUGACUGUUUUUUGUGAACUCCCUGACCCAUUAUAUCAAAAACAUAAAAUAUAACUAGAAACUA
Messenger RNA from Pseudoliparis swirei, 2850 nucleotides. It is a transcript of the gene syt5a, whose product is annotated as synaptotagmin Va. Gene Ontology annotation, molecular function: calcium-dependent phospholipid binding; phosphatidylserine binding; clathrin binding. Gene Ontology annotation, biological process: cellular response to calcium ion; regulation of calcium ion-dependent exocytosis; calcium ion-regulated exocytosis of neurotransmitter. The transcript is spliced from 11 exons. NCBI's taxonomy places the organism in Eukaryota, Metazoa, Chordata, Actinopteri, Perciformes, Liparidae. The record is from RefSeq and is a predicted model, not a curated record. Gene Ontology annotation, cellular component: synaptic vesicle membrane; axon; dense core granule. Bases 381 to 1613 code for a protein of 410 amino acids.